AAGGUUACGCCUUUCCGAGGAAAGAGGAAACCACGGACAGAUCUACAAAAAGGACUCUACUGGGGAUUUUUUUUUUUCCUCAACAUAAAGCUCAUUAAUUUCAUUUAGACCAUCCAAGUUGCACGAUGAGCAUGAUUUACGUCCUACUUUUCGGCAGUCUUGUCUUUGCCCUCACUACUCAAGGUCAACCUUGCUCCAAACCUCAAGGAGACCACAUGGUUUUGAAAGGUGAUGCCAUUUUGUCAAACUCAUUUCCAGACGGGACCGCAGUUUCUUUUCAGUGUGAAACUGGAUAUAUGUCUGUUGGAGGGUCUGCAUCCAUUACCUGCACUGCCGGAACCUGGAGUCCAAUCAGGCUGAAAUGUGAAAGGAAGAACUGUGGCUCUCCUGGAGAGGUGGCAAAUGGAAAUAUUGAUUAUGCUACAGGGACAUAUUUCGGUGAUAAAAUUGUCAUCACUUGCAACACUGGUUUCAGGCUAGUUGGAAGAUCUGAAAUCGUUUGUGGGGUUGAUGGCUGGAUGAGCAGGUUGCCUGAAUGUGAAAUAAAGACUUGUGAUCCUCCAGCUAAGGUUGGAAAUGCUUCUUUCAGUCCAGAUAAGGAUGUCUAUGACUAUAGAGAAGUCAUCCAGUACACGUGCCUGAAAGGUUUUACUCUCAAUGGGUCCAAGUCGAUAUCAUGUUCUGAAGAUGAAAUAUUCAAGCCAGAUCCUCCGAAGUGUAUCCUGGUUAAGUGUGAAGAGCCUAAAAUUGCGGAUGCUGAAACUGUUUCUCCAUACUUGCCUCUUUAUGGAUACUUGGAUACGGUGACACACCGGUGCACAUCUGGGUUCAGAAUGGAAGGAGAGCCUACCUCGACAUGUGACAUAAAUAGUAAAUGGACACCUGGACUUCCACAAUGUGUCGUGGUUAAGUGUGAUGAGCCUAAUAUUGCAAAUGCUGUACGGGUUUCUGGAUCCCAGCCUCCUUAUGGACACUCAGCUACGGUGACAUACCAGUGCAACUCUGGGUUCAGAAUGGAAGGAGCACCUAUGUUGACAUGUGACAUAAAUGGUCAAUGGAAACCUGGACUUCCAGAAUGUAUCGCAACAACAACAACUACUACUACCACUCAACCAUCCAUCACAAUGAAGGUUCCUGCAGUUUCUGUCGGACCAACGCGCCCACCGGACAGCGGUGCACCAAAUGUGUGGCAGUCAUGGCUUAUUGCUAUUCUGGUCAUCAUUGCUUGUUGUGGCGUCAUUGCCUGUGGGUGCCAUUUCUUUGGAGUACCUGCAUCCAUCAAGACGAGAUUUCGCUCUCAGGGAGGCUAUUCUGGAAAUGUGGCAACAAAAGAUGAAGUGGAGAUGUAGCACUCUUGUAAGGGGCACACUGCUGUUACUCCAACAUUUCUGGCUGUAGGAUCGUCCGACUGAUGCGACUGUUUCUGGACUGCACUUGUGCCGUCCUCCUGCUUACGGCUGGCAGAAAACGCCAAAAUGACCCAAUGUAAGGUCACAAAAUGUCAGCAAGCCUGGAGCACUGCUUCUGCUUUAGUGACUCUGUAUCAUUUGACAAUAAUACAUGUUUGGCCAUGAUUACUUUAUGUAAUUAUAUUUAUUGGCACCCUUGAUUGACACGCCAGAACUUCACAUAUGUACAAAAUGAAUGCAAAUGAGCAAGUUUUGUAUAAGUGGAAUAUUUAAUAAAUGUCAGUUUUUGUGCAACAAAAGAUACAAUGUAUGCUUUACCCUUUGAAUUUGUUAAAAAAAAAAAAAUCUUACAGCCAUUUUUAUUUAGAGGAGUCAGGGGAU
Messenger RNA from Thalassophryne amazonica, 1790 nucleotides. Its product is annotated as membrane cofactor protein-like. The record is from RefSeq and is a predicted model, not a curated record. NCBI's taxonomy places the organism in Eukaryota, Metazoa, Chordata, Actinopteri, Batrachoidiformes, Batrachoididae. Gene Ontology annotation, molecular function: complement binding. The transcript is spliced from 14 exons. Gene Ontology annotation, biological process: negative regulation of complement activation, classical pathway. Gene Ontology annotation, cellular component: membrane. Bases 126 to 1349 code for a protein of 407 amino acids.